AUCGAGUUUUGAACUUCUUAUUCACCAGCCUGGAGUUAAAACGUCCCGUUUACAGUCCAUACGCUGGUCGGUUGCUGAUUACUUUUUAAAUGUCUGGGCUCCUGUAGUUAUAAAGUCCUCACCAUGAUGGCCGCCUUUGUGGUCCACGCGGACUACUGAUGACGUAUUUAUGUAACUUUUGACAACUGCGCGAAAUACAAAGCGACGGGAAUUAGAGGCAUCUGUCCGGAUAAACGGAUACAUUGUUACAGUCUGUGGGAUAAACUAGCGGGGGUGAGAACACCGACCUGUUUGUGUGUUUCACUCUCGCUGAUUUGGUCUCCUCUUGUGUAAUGGAGCACGGAAAGGAGAGGGUGGUGGCGUUAGUGGACAUGGACUGCUUUUACGUUCAGGUGGAGCAGAGGAUCGACCCAGCCCUGAGGAAUACUCCCUGUGUGGUGGCUCAGUACAAGACGUGGAAAGGAGGCAGUAUCAUAGCUGUGAGUUACGAGGCCAGGGCCCAUGGUGUCACUAGAAACAUGUGGGUGGACGAUGCAAAGAAACUGUGCCCAGAUCUCCAAGUGGCACGAGUGCGUGAGUCCCAUGGCAAAGCAGACCUGACCCAUUACAGAGAGGCUAGUGUGGAGGUGAUUGAGGUGAUGUCUCGCUUCGCUGUGGUUGAGCGGGCCAGCAUCGAUGAGGCCUACAUGGAUCUGACUGCUACCGUACAGCAGCGGCUGAAAGCAAUGACCGACAAACAAAUUGAUCCUCAACUGCUGAAGGCAACCUACGUUCAGGGUUACCCACAAAGCCUACCAGAACAGGAAGCAUCUGUAGAAGAUGCUGCCUGCGAUAAAGAGGAGCAAAGGUCUAGAGGUCUCCUGCAGUGGCUGGCAUCCUCAUCUGUCUCCCUGCUUGGAGAGCAGAGCUCUGCAGAUCUGCAGCUAACUGUGGGUGCACUCGUUGUGGAGGAAAUGAGGGCCGCCGUGGAGAAAGUUACAGGCUUCAGAUGUUCAGCCGGGAUAUCGCACAAUAAGGUAUUGGCAAAAUUAGCAUGUGGUCUGAACAAACCAAACCGGCAAACUGUUAUACCUUUGGACUCUGUGACAGAACUUUUCAACUCUCUACCAAUCGGCAAGAUACGCAACCUGGGGGGUAAACUGGGAACCUCCAUUACAGAAACUCUGGGAGUAAAGAACAUUGGAGAUCUUACCGGCUUCUCUCAGGCCCAACUGGGACAACACUUUGGAGAAAAGACAGGUCAGUGGCUGUACGAUUUGUGCCGGGGGAUUGACUUUGAAGCGGUGAAACCGAGACAGCUUCCUAAGUCCAUCGGCUGCAGUAAAAACUUCCCUGGGAAGACAUCGCUGUCUACAAAGGAGCAGGUACAGUACUGGCUACGUCAACUGGCGCUUGAGCUGGAGGAGCGGCUGACUAAGGACAAAGAUGUGAAUGGUCGUGUGGCCAAGUUGUUGACGGUUGGUGUGCGUCAGCUUGGUGAUAAGAGGCCGAGCAGCUUCUCUCGAUGUUGUGCUUUAGUGCGCUACGAAGCCACCAAAUUAUCCACUGACAGCUUUGCUAUUAUCAAGAGCCUCAACACAGCAGGGAACCACCAGGCAGCAUGGACUCCACCCCUCACCCUGCUCCAUCUUUCUGCAAGCAAAUUCAGCGAUGCUCCAUCAGCAGGGGGCAUUGCAGGCUUUCUCUCCAACACUCAGUCCUCCACCCAGACACCAUCUCAACAGAAAAACGACCCUGCAUGCAAAAAUCCCAGCUCCAUCCAGUCCUUCUUUCAGAACGUAAAGGAGAAUCAAAGACAGAGGGUUACCAUAGAUCUUGAAGAGGAGGAUGAAGAUAAGGACUGCAGGAUUACCCAACCACCUUCUCAUAAAACCUCUGCUACUGAUACUCAGCUGGAGACGAAUACCAGAUGCCCUGUCCCUUCUCUUACCCUCCACUCUAACUCUAAAAAUGGAUCACCAAGCCCUAAUUCUGGCAUUUCCUCUUUCUUCCAGAAGAAAAGUCUUGAAAGAAAUGUACAGACUUCAGUUUUAACAUGUAAUACGCCUGUUAAUAAAGAAGACACUGAAGAUAUUGAUGCUGUUGAGUCAGAACAACAUGGACAACAAACUGUGUUUGCAUCCCAUCAGUCCCCGUUUGAAAAUGUUAAAGAUGAAGAGGAGAUUGAUCAAGAAUUAAUUAACCAUCCUCCCAAUGUGGCCACAGAAGACCUGUUAACCUGUGAACGCUGUGGCAAAGAGGUGCUGGUCUGGGAAAUGCCUGAACACCAUGACUAUCACUUUGCCCUGGACCUGCAGAAUUCCCUUUCCUCAUCCUCAGGACCGACAACCAACUCUUCCUCUUCCAAUGUCUCUGAAACUCCUCUCAGAGUUGGAACAGCAGGCACAGCUCAGUCCUCCCGGGGAAAGACAAAGAGCAGAGGCAAGUCCGGACCACAACCAAAGCGACAGAAGUCCCAAGGUGGAAGUGCGGGAACUCUGGAUUCAUUUUUCAAAAGGAACUGAAUUUGUGUUGCAGCACUGAUUUUUUUUAAACAAAAUACAAUUAACAUUUUUAAAGAUGCAUAUAUAUCAUUAACAGUUUUUAUGUUUGGUUUUGUGCAUUUGCUCAGAGAAUGGAACGCCAUAAUGACAGGGAUGUGCAACAUAAAACUAAUUUUAAAUAAUCAAUGUUAUUGUCCCUUGUACUUUAAGACAUGUUGAUGUACUGAGAGAAAGUUUAUGCUUUUAGUGAUAUUUUUGACACCAGGGUUUAUGAUGGAUCCUUUUCAUUUUUGUUGCAAUUCCUAGUUUCCUACUUGCCAGCAGAUGGCAGUAAUGAGUGGAAUAAAGAGCUGGAACUUCAUUUGAAUUGCAUCAAGUCUUGCUGUGUAAAUGAGUUACAGAAAAUAUUUGACUUUAAAAGACGAUAAGCAUUUAUUUUUUAAUACUGAUUACCAGCUGUAAGAGAACAAUUGCACAGUUAAAAGCUUAAAUGUCUUUUUUUCCUACUACAAUAAACCCAUUGCUCAGAAUGAGUCAAUUAUU
Molecule: messenger RNA, 3026 nt
Organism: Labrus bergylta (ballan wrasse)
Lineage: Eukaryota; Metazoa; Chordata; Actinopteri; Labriformes; Labridae
Source: RefSeq, a predicted model, not a curated record